Molecule: messenger RNA, 783 nt
Organism: Moneuplotes crassus
Lineage: Eukaryota; Ciliophora; Spirotrichea; Euplotida; Euplotidae
Source: the annotation of a GenBank genome assembly
AGAAAAUGGAUAUUGAAGAUAAGAAGCAACACAUAAGGAUCAUCAGGCAUGCCUGAAUGAUGCUAAAUUUGCCCUUCCAUGUCUGUGUAUCAAGCAUUACCCUUGCAGAUAUCCUGUUUGAGUCAGGAGUUAAGAGGAAAUCCUCCCUGCCUGUGAUCUAUGCCGCUUGAAUUUUCCUUGCUUCAAAGGUCCAAGAGACUCAUCAGAGAUUGAGAGAUAUAAUCAAUAGCGUAUUCUACAUAGUCAAUCAAUUAUCAGAGGAAGAAAUUGAGUAUGAUCUGAGCGAACAGACUCCUGAUGAGUCAAACCCUCUAUAUAAAUAUAUGAAAAUCUUCACCCUGCAAGAGUACACUGAGAGAAAGGACCAGGUCUUCCAGGUCGAACAGCACAUUCUUCGAGUGAUAAACUUUGAUUUUAGUAUUUUUGAUGCUAAAAAUUACCUUGAAACAAUCACAAAAAUAAACAUUGAAAUACCAGCAGAUGCAGAAUUUGCUCAGCUAAAACAGUUGUGCUUCGGGUUUGCUAAUGACUUUUUCAUGACAUUUCCACGCUGAUCCUUGCCAUCUAGGUCUAUUGCUGCAGGUUGUACCUACUGCUCCAUCCAAGCGAUCUUGUCCAACCUAGAUAGUUCUAAUCCUGACGUGAAUGUCAUCAAAUUCAAGGAAAGAUUGGCUGAAUUCCCAUUAAAAUUCCGUGCCAAAGAAGAAGACAUUGUUCAAGCUUGUCAGACAAUCUUAAAUAUUACGCAAGAGAAGCUUUAAAACUUCAAUUUCUUAAUAUUUU